CGCAACGGUGAGGAGUUUUUGCCCAAGCUUCAGACAAAGGUCGAAGGAUGGGGACGCUUCUUUGAAGAAGUGCACGUGGUGCUCGUGGAGAACGACUCCACGGACGGCACCCAUGCCUUCCUUGUGGCGUGGGCGAAGGAGCUAAAGAGACGAAGGAGCUCCCGAGCCUCCCGGGUCUCUCUGCACCUGAUCUCCAAAAGCUUCAGGGAUGAUCCGAACGUGGGCCACUACCAAACUCGUGCAGACUUGAAGAUGAAGGGCUGGGGUCAUGAUGGGGUCCGGUUUCUGGCGAAGCUUCGGAACCUCUACUUGCGGAAGCUGCGAGCGCUCUACGUGCCGAAGGUGAAGCACUGGAUCCUCAUGCUGGAUCUGGAUCUGGACCUUCAAUGGGACGAUCAUCUACUUCUGGAAGCCAUUGAACAUCCAACGCAUUGGCACGUGCUUUGCGCGCACAGCACCUAUCGAAGUGGCGUUCGGGCGCUCUACGAUGCAUUCGCCUUGAGAAGCUCUGAACUUCAGCCCUGGGCGCCCUAUGACUUCGAGAAGGCGCUGGGUCGCAGCUUCUUCCCGCAUGGUCUCUGUGGACUCCAACGCCUCUGGGCGGCCAACGCGGCCGACGCGGCCGUCUCGUCCGUCCUGCCGGUGGAGAGCUGCUUCGGCGGGUUGGCGCUUUAUCGGCAGGAGCUGUUGACCGACUUCAAGGGCUGUGGAUAUGAUGAGGGGAGAAGGGCGCCACAGUGGUAUUGUAUCCCAGACUUGCGCCAGCGGCUUUUGCUUCACCGUCCACAUGUUGCGUGGAGACCUGCCAACAAGCGAAUCAAUUCCCCAUGUCCUUCUUACCGUUCCAGGCCCAGUUCUAUCAAGAGAAAGUCUCCAAGCUCCUGGCACAAGGCCUGUCCUUCGAGGAGUCUGGACGUCUGCAGGACGCCUUAGCGACCUACGUGCAAGCUGCUCAAGGGCCUCAGAGUUCCUGGCGCGCGAGGGCAGCGCUUCUGACUGCCUUUCUCUUGUUACAGCACAAGCAUGUAGAUCAGGCUCUUCCCCUGCUGAAGCAGUCUGAUGUGCAUGACUUGGCCACAGCUGAUCCACGGUCGGCUUUAAUCCUGGGCCAUGUCUACGAACUGCUCGAUGACCUGGAUGGUGCAAGCAGGUGGCUGGAGUCUGCGCUGGUGCCUGGGCCGCCCAACCUCCUGGCACAAAGGGAACGACAAGGAGCUUUGCUGAAAGCGAGCCUGGCACAUCUACCUGCCACGCACCGGUCUUCCACAGAGGUCCUCAGCUCUUUGGCGAAGUUCACCAAGGGCCUCAGUCGAUUAAUCCGCAGUCGCCGACACUGGGACUUUCCGGUGAGCAUCCCGGAGGCCUUCGACACCCGAGCUGUCGAGGUGACACGGCUCGGCUAUUUGGGGCCUCAGCUGGUGCCCCAUCUUCCAGAGUUGGCCUCCGUCUACUCGAGGAUCCAUGUGUCGCUCCUCCCAAGCCUGGGCCACUGUGGCCACGGGCCGACCCGCGCAGUGUCGGCGUCGUUCUCUUCCGUGAAGUCUGUGGCCGACCGACAGCGACGCGUGGGCUUCGUGUCGGGUCUCUUUGGAGAGAGCGCCGUGGGGAACCUGGCGCGCGGACUUCUCCAUCCCCUACGCGGGGAGAGAGAGGAGCGCGAGAAUCGGAGCUUGUGGGUGGCUCUGAUCUCUUUGGGCCGCUUGAAGGAGAAGGAGACGUCGGACGUUUGGGCUGCCGUGCACGCUCGGGCGGAUCACUUGGAAGAGCUCUCCGACUGGGAAACGGCUUCACCAGGCACGGAGAAGCAGCUGUCAAGUGCCAGGGAGAGGAUCUUCAAUCUCCAGCUGGACUUCCUCGUGUUUCUGGAAAUCGGUCUGGAUGUGCGUUCCUUCGUUCUGGCGCACUCACGCUUGGCCCAAGUCCAGCUGGCGACGUACGGCCAUGCUUCCACGAGUGGGAUUCCUACAAUCGACGCUGGGAAGCGAGCAGACGCCUUCGUCACCGUCGAGAGCUUCGAGCCGAAUGCCACCAGCUCGGCACAAGAGCGCUAUGCAGAGCAGUUGAUCAGCCUGCCAGGUCUGCCCUACUUCUUCCCAAGUGCGAAGACUUCUCCGUCCACUUCAACAGCUGGCACUCCUGCGCGGGACGCGCCGGACAUGGCGUGGAGCCGAUGGCGGCAGCUGCUGAAGCCGGCUGGGCACGGCAGUUGCCAGCUAGGGAGCAAGGUGAUGCCUAUCUACUUGGUGGCCCAAACUCUCUACAAGCUCGUGCCUGCCUUUGAUCGCGUCCUCCUGCCGCUGCUGCGCGACAGCAGCGGUCGCAGCGGCAAGGGGCUGGUGGUGAUCCGCCAUGGGCAUCCCCAGCCGAAGAUCCAUGAGCGGAUCGCGCAGAGGUUGAUGGCUCAAGUGGAUGCAAGUUCUGCUAAGCGGCUGUGCUUCCUGCCGAUGCAGAACGCUAGCAGCUACUUCUGGAUCUUGAGACACGCAGAUGUUCUCUUGGAUACCUUCCCACAUGGCGGUCACACGACCACCUUGGAUGCCAUCAGCGUCGGCGCUCCUUUGGUCUACCACUUCCCUUCUUCCCUCGCUGGCGGCUUCUCCCACGGACUCCUCAGCGCUGCCAGCGACCUCCAUGCGGCCAUUGGGGCGCAAGACGCCCAGGAGUAUGUGGCGAAGGCCGUGCGCUUGGCGACGGAGCCAGAAGUUCGGAGAAAGGUGGUGGAGCUGCUUCGGGCCAACGCGACAGCGGAACGGGUCUUCGGGCGGCGGGACUGGGCGCGUUCCUGGGCGGAGCUUUUUGCUGUUUGGCCACUGGAGGAUGGCGAGGAUGGCGAGGAUGGCGAGGAUGGCUGGGCGGCGUAUUUGCAGCAGCCGGAUCGAUACAUCUGGAGCCUCUUUCCAGUCGUGGUACCACCACGUGGACGCUUCAAUCUAACAGACGACGCAGCGAGCUUCGGCGCUUGCGCGGCCGGCGAUGGCUUCGCCGAAGCCGCCACUGAACAGCACCGGUCUUUGUGGCCUCUACACCAAGCAGGAUCUGCGUUCGAGGCAGUCACCAGCUUCGCACCAGACCUGGCCGGUUACGGAGGCGACCUAAUUCCGCUCCUGGGCAGAGAGGGAAGCUGAGAAGCCACUGAAGAGAAUACCUAGGUUCCAAGUUCACAAGUAGUGAAAGACAUCAGAGGACCGAGCAUUAGAGGAUUGGAUAGACUUUGGGGCUGCACAACAGAGCUUCUCUUGUAGAAGGUUGGAUUCAACAAUUUAUCAGUUGGUGACCGGUUGGAGGGUGCUGUGUAGAAUUGUAGAAGCAAGAUGAAGCAAGCAGUUUCCAAAUGAGGCCGAGUUGUGGAGGAAUUGCCGCUGGAACUGAAAAUUGAAUCUCCGAUGUCUUUGGUGAUUGUUUGUCCAGAGCUUGCCCUGAAAGAAGGUGGAGAAGACCCUCUCUGAAAG
This is a messenger RNA of Durusdinium trenchii, 3449 nucleotides long. The record is from the annotation of a GenBank genome assembly. NCBI's taxonomy places the organism in Eukaryota, Dinophyceae, Suessiales, Symbiodiniaceae.